CGUCAACCAACCGAACCAACUCAGUCGAUAAAAACGUUGGCGUCAGCGGCUAGCGUAUGACGCCAUUGAAAUAACGCGAAACGAAAACGACAAAAUACCGCCGAACCGAGUAAAAGCAUGGUAAAAGCAUGUUUUAACAGUGUGAGACAAGUUAAAGUAAGUGUAUUGUCAUGGAGAUAAAUAGAACAGUCCAGGCUAGCAUUCUGAUAUCUGAGGUUAAGAAGCAUCCCAUUUUGUAUGACGCUCGGGCGCAUUCGAGUUCGAAUGCUGAAAGGAAGCGGAAAGCCUGGGAGAUGAUAGCGGAGAAAAUAUGCGGCGAAAGUUGGGACGCUUACGACGAGUUAGACAAGGACUCCAUCGCCAAGGAGUUUCAAGUCAAAUGGAAACAUUUGAGGGAUAACUUCACGAGGAUAUUGAAAAAGGAAAAGAUGGGUAUCGCGAUGAAAAAGAAGUAUAUCUAUCAUGACCAAUUGUCCUUUAUUAAGCCCUAUAUUACCAGCAGACAUCAUAUCUCAAACAGUUUUUCUAAUGAUGAUGGAGAUAAUGUUAAAGAAGAAAUGGAUUAUAGCUCAGACGAAAGAGGAAAUUCCUCAAACAUCAUCUACAUCAACGAAACGGACGCAAACGAGGAGGUCAAAGAGACCUCCUCUCCCCCAUUCCAGACAUCCAUCACCGGCUCCAUAGGCACCUUGACGCCCGUCCAGCUCGUGCAGAUCAACCCUAACGCUGCGAAGGUCGAAAGCGCCACUGCGCAUGCUCCGAGCGCCAGCGCAGAAGCUUCGAGCUGCGCCAAGGCCGUCGAUUUGCUGGCGCGCAUCCAGCAAGAAGACAGGCAAGAUGACGCGAUGGGCAACAGGCGGUUUUUGUUGUCGCUGUUGCCUUUCAUGAGGAAGAUGACGGACGACGUCAAUUUGGAGGUUAGGAUGCAGCUGCUCAGUGUCGUACAUAAUUAUUCGCAGAAAAGUUAGGUUAUCAGAGUGGUGGGGGAGAAGACGGGGGGAAACUGUAAUGUCACACGCACGACGGGAAACAAGUAGGUCAUGGUGAAAUAGCGUUGGACAAAAUAGUGCUGCGAUGAAAUGGCGCUGCACAAAAUGGUGCUGGGAUGAAAUGGCGCUUAACAAAAUAGUGCUGCGUUGAAAAGGCGUUGCAAAAAUAGUGCUACAAUGAGAGGGUGCUGGACAAAAUAGUGUUGCAGUGAAAUGGCGCUAUGCAAGAUAAUGCGACAUAGCGCACAACGUAGUUGUCUGGGUAGUAUAGUACUAUGACGAAAUAACAUACAGAGUGGGCCUUUGAGAACGAAACAGAGGCUCUGUAGGUUGCCAAAACCGGAUUAUGAAAGCAAUCUGAAACACGUCAACUACAUUUUCGAGGGGGACAUCGUUCUAAAAUAUUUUCAGCCCUGCGGCGUUGCCGCUUCUAACAAAAAGAAGCAACAACUUUGUUAUUUCUAAUGGAAAACCUUGUAUUUCCUUGCGUUUUUA
Molecule: messenger RNA, 1484 nt
Organism: Phaedon cochleariae (mustard beetle)
Lineage: Eukaryota; Metazoa; Arthropoda; Insecta; Coleoptera; Chrysomelidae
Source: the annotation of a GenBank genome assembly